UCUUGCCUUACAGGAGGAGCAGGCUCCCGUGGUGCAGGGCCGCAGGUCAUCGCUCAGCGGGGUGUGCUACCUGACCAUGGGUCUCCUCGUGCUGCUCCUUGGCUUGGUCUUUGCAUCAAUGUAUGUCUACAGAUACUUCUUCAUCACGCAGCUUCCCCGCGAGAGCGUGUUUCACUGCGGCGUCCUUUAUGAAGACUCGCUGUAUUCGCCGUUCAGAGGGCAGCUGGAACUGCAUGAAGAUGUCAAGAUUUACAUCGAGGACAACUAUGAGCAAAUCAAUGUCCCGGUGCCCCAGUUUGGAGGGAGCGACCCUGCGGAUAUCAUCCAUGAUUUCCAGCGAGGUCUAACAGCUUAUCAUGACAUAACGCUGGAUAAAUGCUACGUCAUUGAGCUGAACACCACUAUCGUGAUGCCUCCACGCAACCUCUGGGAGCUGCUGGUUAACGUGAAGAAAGGAACAUACCUGCCUCAGACAUACAUCAUCCAGGAGGAGAUGAUUGCGACUGAGCACGUCAGCGACAUGGAGCAGCUCGGCUCCUUCAUUUACCGCCUGUGCAGCGGCAAGGAGACCUACAGGCUGAAGCGGAGGAGCACCAGGAGACGUAUCAGUCGACGUGAGGCUGGGGACUGCCACCGUAUUCGUCACUUUGAAAACACUUUUGUGGUUGAAACUGUUAUCUGCAGAAAAUCAUGAAGCCCCUGUCCAGUUGUAACCUUCCAUGGCUUUGCUUGCACACACAUGCUCUCAGCCCUCUUUUUAGACUUGGUAAUCUGCCUUACUUACUUUACUCCCUCUCCUGCUUGUGCAGCUCUAAAGCCUUGGGUCUGUCGUGGCCUCGCAGUUGAUUCUGUUCUCUUUUCUCUUUACUGAGAUGUUUUGCUGGGCUUAAAUUUAUGCAGCAGUCACAGAUGGCCUUGGAGUGGAUGCAGCCUCUUCCAUCCCACAGGGUGGGGAUCUGUUUCAGGAGCAGGUUUUGGGUAGAAGGGUCGGCCAAGAAGUAGGAUGCUGGAAAUGGUUGCUCUCCUCCUGUCUGAGCAGUUUCAUGCUGGCACUGUUGUGAGGCUGGGGCAGAAGGUAUACUACAGGAGGAGAAUUACCAUUCUGAUGCUGAUGUAAUGACCAGAGUAUGUCAUCAGAUGGACUUAGAAUUAGAUGUGAAAUUACAAGCAGGGUGAUUUGGAAAGCUCAGCAGAAGGAGGUUUUCUGCCCACACUGAACUGUGAUGCUCACAGUUUGUUGUCCCAAUGAAAACCAAGUUUUCAAACAGUGAAGGCAGCCCGUAUGCAUUGUUUCUGUGUCUAGCUCCUGGCUGAUUUGGAGUGGCAUACCUGGAACCAGCCAGGCUACCCUCCCUCAGCCUUCAAUAUAACAAGCAAGUGGUGUCUGCUUGUGGCUCCUGAGCUCAUUUGCUGCCAUUUUGCCUGAGUAAAUAGAGGUGAGCCUUUAUACAUGCUGCCAAAGCUCAUAUCUGAUGUCCCAUCUAUGGGCUGCUGAUGGAGCUGGGUGCUUUAUUUCAGCUCACCUCUCCAGACCAGCUCCUCCCUGGAAGAUGAGUUAUGUUCAUAUAGAUCUGUCUUUCUGAGUUGUCAGAGUCCCAUCUGUCCGUGGAUGGGUGCCAUGCCAGCAUGCAAAGUGGUAUCAGCAGCAGAAAAUCAGUAGUUACUGGCAACUGCAGAAACAGAGUGGUUUGUUUUUUUUGUUGUUGUUUGUUUGUUUGUUUUUGAGAGCAUAUUCCCAUAGGACUCCUCUGAAGAAAGCUGUUUUGAUCAUAAUUCCUCUAGCCCAGCUGUGUGUUGUGUCAUCUGUAGGCACCGCUGGAGAGCAGGUGUUGAUACAAGGCAAGAUUCAGUGCAUCAGUAUACUGCAGAGAAAUUGUGUGAACAAAACUGUGUUUCUACUGAUCAUCAGAAAGAAAAAUUGCAGGGUAAUUAAAUAUUCUUCCUUCUGUUCCAUAAAUAUAGUUAAAACUAAUGAGGUUCUUAAAAUGCAGGCAGUUUUUUGACUUGAAAGAACAGCUUGGCACAUUCUUGUUAAUUGGUUUUCAGCAAAUCGGGACUUGUUCAUCUGUUGAAAUGAGCAUGUUGUUUCACGAAGAGAAAGGAUAAAGCAAAUGCAAGAACAAUCAUUAACUCAGCAGGACCAAAAAAAUUAAUGUAUUUGAGAGUCAAACUUCUAUUAGUAGUACUGUGAGCUAAUUAUAUGAAAACAAAACAGUACCUUAAAAUGAUCAUAUAAUGCAAUAGCAAUUAGUAUGUCCUUAGAAGCUCAGAUUAUUAUUUUUUUAUAUAAAAAAAGAGUCAACCAUAAACAUUAGAUUUUAAUAGGUAGAGCAGGAGAUGCUGAUCUCCUGCUUUAAAGUGGAUGUGAGAUGUCAGAUUGCAUGUGUUUCAUGCAGACCGGUGAGGAAAGUUUCCCACUGCCGGCGGAGUAUUUGCUUUUAUAGUACAGCUGUGUUUUUCCAACUACAACUUGCUAUUAGCCCUAAGCUUUCAUCGCAAAGUGAAUGAUGAGAGUCAGAGUAUCGGUUUGCUUGGUGGAAGUAUCACAAACUGGUAAAUUUAAGCCCUGCAUUUCUCUCUGUUUCCGGGAUCCUAAGCCUGCACUCAGGUGAGCGCUCAGACCUUUUCCCUUCCCUCUGAUUCUGCAUGAAUUAACUGGUCAUUGAAUAUGCUAACUCCGUGCAACCCCGCAGCUGUAAGGACAAGCCCUGAUUCUUUAAGGUGAACUAAUGUGGUUGCUGUUUCAUAGGGUGAGAAUGCAGUUGUCUAGAAAGAAAACAAAAUGCUUUGUAUAUUUUGUCUGGUAGAACUCUUACCUCUUAGGAAACAUCCAUGGGAUAAUAAAAUCUUUUAUCUCUGA
Meleagris gallopavo (turkey) is the source of this 2860-nucleotide messenger RNA. Lineage: Eukaryota; Metazoa; Chordata; Aves; Galliformes; Phasianidae. The record is from RefSeq and is a predicted model, not a curated record.